Molecule: messenger RNA, 1099 nt
Organism: Cucurbita moschata (crookneck pumpkin)
Lineage: Eukaryota; Viridiplantae; Streptophyta; Magnoliopsida; Cucurbitales; Cucurbitaceae
Product: GTP-binding nuclear protein Ran-3-like
Exons: 8
Coding region: 154-819 (221 amino acids)
Biological process (GO): protein import into nucleus; ribosomal subunit export from nucleus
Cellular component (GO): nucleus; cytoplasm
Molecular function (GO): GTP binding; GTPase activity
Source: RefSeq, a predicted model, not a curated record
CUGUUAAUCCAACGGUCAAGAAAGUAGCGUCAGUUGAAAGCUAGGCCAGCAAUGCUUGCCCUAGAAACCAUCUUCCUCAAAUCUCGGCCCAUUUCAACCUAAAUUGCCGAUUCCUUCCAUUCAUUUCGCUUUUCCAUUAUUCGACGCAUUCCAAUGGCUUUGCCAGACCAGAAGACUGUUGAUUAUCCGAGCUUCAAGCUUGUGAUUGUUGGCGAUGGCGGCACUGGAAAGACGACUUUUGUAAAGAGGCAUAUCACUGGGGAGUUUGAGAAGAAAUAUGAACCCACGAUUGGCGUGGAGGUGCACCCACUGGACUUCUUCACAAACUGUGGGAAAAUUAGAUUUUACUGCUGGGAUACUGCUGGGCAGGAGAAGUUUGGGGGUUUGCGUGAUGGAUACUACAUCCAUGGGCAAUGUGCAAUCAUUAUGUUUGAUGUUACAGCCAGAUUGACCUACAAAAAUGUUCCUACAUGGCACCGUGAUCUUUGCAGGGUGUGUGAGAAUAUUCCCAUUGUUCUUUGUGGAAACAAGGUUGAUGUGAAAAAUAGGCAGGUUAAAGCCAAGCAGGUCACAUUCCACAGGAAGAAGAAUCUACAAUACUAUGAAAUAUCUGCGAAGAGUAACUACAACUUUGAGAAGCCAUUCUUGUACUUGGCCAGGAAGUUAGCUGGCGAUGCUAACAUUCAUUUUGUGGAGAGUCCUGCCCUUGCUCCUCCAGAAGUACACAUUGACUUGGCUGCCCAGCAACAGCAUGAAGCUGAGUUGGCGGCAGCUGCCAGCCAACCUUUGCCAGAUGACGACGACGAUGCAUUCGAGUAGAUACAUGGUUUGAUGAAUAUCUGGUGAUUUUCUUUAUCAGAUAUCUAUAUUUUCUCUUUUUCCAGCCGUGUGAUCUUGUUGCUAGGAUUGACAAUAUGCAAUUGGUGGGCUGGAUGAUGUGGGUAUUGGUAGAUAUUUGAGUUUUGAAAACGUGAAGUUUUCCCGGAACAAACAGAAUUUGGUGUCAUUGAUUUGUUCUUUUGUGAGUUGUGUAUCGAUUAAUGUUUCUGUUAUGGAUUAGAUGUUACAGUAAUUGAGAUGAGUUGAUUCCGUUCUUCAA